Hyalella azteca is the source of this 1230-nucleotide messenger RNA. RefSeq names its product GATA zinc finger domain-containing protein 14-like. NCBI's taxonomy places the organism in Eukaryota, Metazoa, Arthropoda, Malacostraca, Amphipoda, Hyalellidae. The transcript has a single exon. Bases 1 to 1230 code for a protein of 409 amino acids. The record is from RefSeq and is a predicted model, not a curated record.
AUGACGAUCAUUAGAAACGAAAGUGACCACCGCCAGAACAAAUACGUUGACCGGCAAGACAAGAUGGCGGAUUCCAGAUCUACGAAAAGGCCUAGAACUCCUGGCUUUUUUUGUAUGUGUUUACGAAAUGUGUUCCUGAUAUUCGUGUUUGUUUUGUUUGUGUGCCACGUUUCGUCCGCUGAACAUUCCAAUUCACCUAAAAUCAACGAUGACACGACGACUUCUCGUGCCUCUGGCAGCCAGAUGCACGAUGACUUGAAAAACUUGCCGCCGCUUUUCAAACAAAAAACCACGGUCGAGUUACCCCAAACUUUCGACUCCAGUCACGAAAAAUCAGAAAUUUCUGGUGAAACUCGGGAGAAUUUACAUUCAAACUUAGCAAACCCCUCCGCGGGGGGUGUGGGGCUGGACAUGGGGGUUGGUAACCCCCAAAAAGCGCGCCAUCUUGGGGUGCAAAAAGGACAACGUCUUAGCACCCCAGACAGUCGCCAUGUUGAAAAUUCGCGGCAACUCCGUUUUCACUACACUUCUGUUGUCCCAGAUAACAGCGAAGAUAACAGAGAACAAACUGGCAACAGCGAUAACAGGUACAUGCGUCUGUUUGGUACGUCCGGCAGCGCCCGUUACUUUAACGGCCGUUUCAACGGGACCGCCUCCCGCCAACAGGAAAACAGCAUCACAAACAGGGAUAACAAUCACAACGGGAACAGAGGCGAUGAGAACAACGGAAACGUUAACAUAGAUAACAGGACAACAGACACUCAUCUAACGGACAAAGAUAACAACACAAGCAAUAGAGAUAACAACGUCAACAGACGCGUUGACAGCCAUGGUGCUAGGGAAAACAAUCAAAACUUCAGCGGGGACAUCAGCAGCGAGAACAAAACAAGCGAGGAUAACAGCUCCCGGGAUAACAAGAGCAGUGAAAAGGUCAUUAAAGGCCGGGACGCACGGCGGGAAAACAAAAGCAGCAACACUAACGACAACAACAAUGAUAACAAAAGCAAGGACGACAACAGUAAAGACAACACAGCUGUCACCCACCACAACAACGAUAACACCGCCUGCCUGACUAAGAAAGAAAACAUUGUUAUCCGCGUAGAAAAAGACGAAAAUAAGGACACCCCUGUCAUCCCUCAGGACAACAAGGACAACACUGUUAUCCGCCCCCUGUACAGGCCGCGGUUCAGCGUCGAGGAGCUCCAGCGCCGCAGCUUCCAGCACAUCUAA